UGGCAAACGUUGAGGAUUCCCGAGGACCCGUCCGUAUACCGCGCAACGAAAUCACUACCCAUUGACCGCUCACGCGCCGGCGCGCAACCGUCAAAAUGUCUGCCGGUCUCUACGCCAUCCCCUACAAUGGCACCGAGGGCGAGGCCGACGCCGGCUACUCUGCUGGUGUUGCCGACCUCAACGUCUUCUAUGAGUCUGGCGAUCUAGCCUGGAUUAUGGUCUGCUCGGCACUCGUGCUGCUCAUGAUUCCCGGUGUCGGUUUCUUCUACUCUGGUCUCGCCCGUCGCAAGUCUGCGCUAUCCUUGAUAUUGAUCUCGAUGAUUUGUGUGGGCGUGGUUGGAUUCCAAUGGUUCUUCUGGGGUUACACCUUGACCUUUUCUCACACCGGCUCUGUCUUCCUUGGCGACAUGUCGAACUUUGGUCUCAAUGACGUCGUCGCUCAACCCUCUGUCGGCUCCACCAAGCUCCCUGAUAUUCUCUUUUGUCUGUACCAGGGCAUGUUCGCCGCCAUUACUCCCGCCCUCGCUCUCGGCGCUAUUGCUGACCGCGGUCGCAUCCUCCCCGCCAUGGUCUUCGCUUUCGUUUGGGCCACCAUUGUCUACGACCCCAUCGCUUACUGGACCUGGAACGGCAAUGGCUGGCUAUUCAUCCUCGGCUCAUACGACUUUGCCGGUGGUACGCCCGUCCACAUCUCCUCUGGUGCUGCCGCCCUUGCCUACUCAUUGAUGCUGGGUAAGCGCACCGGUUACAACAGCGUCCACGGUCUCCCGUACCGCCCUCAUAACGUCACCCACGUCGUUCUCGGAACCGUGUUCCUCUGGGUUGGUUGGUUCGGUUUCAACGGUGGAUCCGCUCUCGCCUCCAACAUUCGUGCUGUCAUGGCCUGCUUCAACACCAACCUUGCGGCCGGUGUCGGUGGUGUCACCUGGAUGCUCCUCGACUACCGUCUGGAGAAGAAGUGGUCCACCAUUGCUUUCUGCUCCGGCGCCAUUGCUGGUCUGGUUGCCAUCACCCCUGGGGCUGGUUUCGUUACUCCCUGGGCAGCUGUCAUCUUCGGUAUUGUCGGUGCUAUCGCCUGCAACUUUGGCACCAAGCUCAAGUUCGUCCUUGGAAUUGACGACGGUCUUGAUAUCUUUGCGGUCCACGGAAUCGGCGGUAUUACCGGCAACGUCUUGACUGGUAUCUUCGCUGCCUCCUACAUUGCUGCCCUCGAUGGCGCCUACACUGGUGAAUCCGCGAUCGCCGGUGGUUGGAUUGAGCACCACUACGUCCAGCUCGGCUACCAGCUUGCCGGCUCCGUUGCCGGUUUCGCCUGGUCCUUCACCUUGACCUGCCUCAUCCUUUUCCUGAUGAACCUGAUCCCCGGCCUCAGUUUGCGUGUCAGCGUCGACGAUGAGGACCUCGGCAUUGAUGACUGCCAGCUCGGCGAAUUCGCCUACGACUACGUCGAGGUCACCCGCCAUGUCUCAGACAUUGUUCCCAGCAGCAGCCACGACGGUGCCCCUGGCAGCUCCGCCCACAGCUCAUUGCCCGAGAAGACUGUCUAAGUCUUUGGACAUGAAAGCUGCCUAAUUACCCAUCAUCUCAAGAUUUCGCUUGACCUUCGGAGGAUAUUUCGACGGCUGGAAAAAGGGGACGGCGGUUAUCAUCUAUAAUAUUAUUGUUCAUAUCUGCUUUGAUACCAACUUGGCACUCGCUUGCUAGGUUUACUAUUAGUCAUUCCGUGAAAUAAUUCACGAGAUCAUCUCACAAUCUUCAUAAACCGUCGCCCUCUUCUUGAAGCAUUCUUCGGUCAUUCAAUUGUGAUGGUCAUAGCCAUGGGCCGUGUGCCCAUGGUACCUGCGCCCAGGUUCUGAUGUCGUGGCAGACAAUUUUGUGCCUCGACGCCCGGUCGUCAUUUCGCCCGCGAUCACACCUACCGGUUCCAUCGUUCCAGAAGAUUUCUC
Colletotrichum godetiae is the source of this 1946-nucleotide messenger RNA. Its product is annotated as ammonium transporter. Gene Ontology annotation, cellular component: plasma membrane. The record is from RefSeq and is a predicted model, not a curated record. Gene Ontology annotation, molecular function: ammonium channel activity. The transcript is spliced from 4 exons. Bases 96 to 1547 code for a protein of 483 amino acids. Gene Ontology annotation, biological process: ammonium transmembrane transport. Lineage: Eukaryota; Fungi; Ascomycota; Sordariomycetes; Glomerellales; Glomerellaceae.